Molecule: messenger RNA, 1635 nt
Organism: Clupea harengus (Atlantic herring)
Lineage: Eukaryota; Metazoa; Chordata; Actinopteri; Clupeiformes; Clupeidae
Gene: trmt5
Product: tRNA methyltransferase 5
Biological process (GO): tRNA N1-guanine methylation; mitochondrial tRNA methylation
Cellular component (GO): cytoplasm; mitochondrial matrix
Molecular function (GO): tRNA (guanine(37)-N1)-methyltransferase activity
Source: RefSeq, a predicted model, not a curated record
UUUGCAGCCGUCAACCCAACCAAUCAAAAUAGAAAACAAACGUCCACUACUGAUGACGUGUGUUACAUACACGUGAGCACGGCGCUGGCGAUGUUAAGAAGUGCAUUCAAAGGCCUUUUCACUGUACUGGAGACUCAACAUUGUCUUAACCUGACAUCUAUCCUGCGCCCUCUCCCUUGUGGAGGUGGAAGCCCUAAACGAGCGUUAGGUACGAUUCUUGUCCGAUUUAAAUCAACACAGCUGACGCCAAUGCCACGCCAAGAGCAGCCCUCGCUCGACCCAGAGCUCUACAGAGCUCCUUCUGCGGUCAGGGGUAUGACCUGUCUGGACCGUGGAGCCUUUGCCCAAACGAUUACUGUUCCCGGGAUUAGGAUACCAAAGGUAGUCAUCAACAAAGUAGUUAAGCGUCUGAAAAGGGUGGCAUUGAAAAGGCCAGGAUUGAAACGUGUCGUUGAUGAGGAUGGUGGUGAGGAAAGUGAGCACAAAUUGCUCCUGCUUGACCCGACAAAGAUCACCUCUUCGGACGCGUUCAGCGAAGAGGAGGCAGGGACACUGAGGGCGUUCGAGGUAGCGCAAGAAGUCAGCCAGCAUGAGCUGAAGCUGACCUACGACAAUCUGAAGACCGAGGAAAUUCUGCGCGCAGUGCUGCCAGAAGGACAGGAUGUAACCAGCGGCUUUAGCCGCGUAGGGCAUAUCGCACACAUGAAUCUACGAGAUCAUCAGCUGCCAUACGGGAAUCUUAUAGGACAAGUCCUCAUAGACAAGAACCCAGGUAUUACCUGCGUGGUGAACAAGACCAACACCAUAGACUCCACCUAUCGCAACUUCCAAAUGGAGGUGCUGGCUGGGGAGAAUAAAAUGGUGGCUAAGGUGCGUGAAAAUGGAGUACCAUUCGAGUUUGACUUCUCCCAAGUGUACUGGAACCCACGGCUGAGCACCGAGCAUGAGCGUGUGGUGUCCACGCUCAACCGUGGUGACAUGGUGCUGGAUGUGUUCGCCGGUGUGGGACCGUUCGCCGUGCCGGCAGCCCGCCGUGGCUGCAUGGUCCUGGCCAACGACCUCAACCCGGAGUCUCACCGCUGGCUCAAGCACAACUGCCAACUAAAUAAGGUCAGCUCUAAGGUCACGACCUUUAACCUGGAUGGCCGGGAGUUUAUCCGGGGGCCGGUCAGAGAGCAGUUGCCCGGCUUGUUGGCCAGUGAGGUGGGGGUCCACUUUGUGAUGAACCUGCCAGCCCUCGCGCUGGAGUUUUUGGAUGCCUUCAAAAGUCUUUUAGUUCCAGAGUUGGACAAAGAGACUUCUGGAAAGUCCAAUCUCCCAAAAGUGCACUGCUAUGGGUUUUCCAAGGAGGAUGACCCGAAAAAGGAUAUGGUGGCGCGGGCGUCAGCCAGCCUGGGGUUUGAGCUGGAGGGACACUGUUCGGUGCACAUGGUCAGAAACGUGGCGCCCAACAAGGAAAUGAUGUGUGUGUCAUUCACACUGCCACGAGAGGUCCUUUACGGUGCACACAAAGACAGCCAAGACGAACCAGCUGCUAAGAGACAGAAAUGUGAAGAGAAACUGGACUGAAAGAUGCACACAUACUGACAAUCCUAUACAUUUUCUCUUAUUUUAUAAUAAAACCUUACAUCCCUA